GCCCUGGCUUUGUAACUCCCCAUCAAGCCACAGCAUCAUUGCGACUGACCAAAUUCGCAUCUAAUCCCGAUGGACGUUUUUAUGGAAAACGUCCCUUCCCACGUCCGCAGCGCCCAAAUCAAGAUCGAGGUUGCUCGUGCCAUACACAAACCAGAAUAUCUCAUGGAUUCGGCGGCACCUUUCAACUUGGAAGUGACCAUCUUUCAACGGGCACGAAGGAAUGGAACGAAGUGCGGGGUAGUGACCUUUCCGUAUGAAACCGUGGCUCGUCAAUUCCUGCGCGAGUAUGGUCUGCCAUCCCCCAUAUCAUCAAUCUUUGUCGGAGGCCGACUCUUAUUCAAGAGUAGCAAUAAACCUCCUCGUACGCACAUUGUCGAAGAAAUCCGCCGAACUCCUUACCUGGAUCCGAGAGUAGCUGAGGAACGUGAGGCUCAGACUACCGAGCUCAAUGCCAAGAGGGUUGGGAUCAACGGCAUCCAGUUUGGAUGGGAGUGCAGAGAUAACGUUUUUUCCGUCGAAUGGGAGAAAGAAUGCACAAACCGCGGCACGUUGACUUACGAUCACGAUCGUAGGGAAUUCCGAGUCCAAGUCGACGACAGUGACUGCAUGCGGAUUGUGGCCAUUCGUGCCGCACAAAUUGUUUGGGCCAGCGCCGGCGAAGAUGACCAGGGCAAGCACGUCUUAUGUCUAUCGCUAGGUCACCCCCCUGUCUUCGAAACAGAUGUAUCAUCCACAGGAGAAAUGGAAGAGCUUGUCGCUCUAUUUGCGGCUCUUAGAGUGAAAACGAAGCGCAAGAGACAUUCUUGCAUGCACCCUUCACAUGCUGCUUCAGCCCCCUACACAUCCACUGCUCUUCGACUGAUCUGUCGAAACGCGGCCGAUUUACGCAGUUUCCGAUCAUUAUGCAACGCGGCCCAUGUCAAGCUGGACAACCAGGUCUGUCCUGUGCAGUCCCGUGGACUUUUCAGUGAAGAAAUCCAGAGGAACUUUACACAGUGGCUGUCCAGGUUGAGCUGGAGAGUUGCUUUUCAGAUCGAGGCACUUGCCAGAAACCUACUGGCAGAUGUGACAGAGCUUCUCGAUCUUCGUGGACGUAUCGAACGAAUGGUUUCGGAUAAGGGGGAACCUUAUGCGAUAGCUUUCCUGCGAUACUUCGCUACUGAAGCAAAGGCGUGGCUUUGGUAUGAUGAGGACGAGCACAACGAUGUGGCGUCCAUGGAGGCUUUUUUCACCCAUUGUGCUAACAACUUUGUUUUUUCUUCAAAUACCAGAUUGCAGAGUGGGGUUGAUCCGGAGAACCUAUUUGACUGUCUCCACGUUACGAUAACGCCUUCGAGUCUCCACCUAGAUGGCCCAUUCCCGGAGAGGUCAAAUCGAGUCAUGCGUUCUUACCCCAGCAACCACGAUUCUUUUCUUCGGGUCAGUUUCGUCGACGAGAGCAACCUCCAAUUCCGUGUCGAUCGUGAGGUUGAUGGGAGAGAUUUCAUCAGGAGGAGAUUUGGGAACAUUUUGCUCGAGGGACUGAACAUUGGAGGACGUCAUUUCAGUUUUUUGGCAUACAGCCAGUCCGCAUUAAAAGAACACGCUGUCUGGUUUGUCAAGGAAUUCAGGACUCCAGACGGCAGGAUGAUCAAUGCUGCUUCCAUCAUUGCCAGCCUAGGAGAUUUCAGCCAACCCGACCCCCAACUAGUGUUCUGCCCCGCCAGAUAUGCGGCAAGGAUUUCACAAGCUUUCACUGCAACGGAUGCCUCAGCGUCAGCCGAGGUUGAUGAGAUAUUCCCUGUGGAUGAUGUGUACGAUGAUACCGGAAGAUGGUGUUUUACAGAUGGUGUUGGAACCAUUUCUGCAGAAUUGGCGAGGGCGAUAUGGAAGGAGCUUCGCGACAAGCGCCGGAGAGCAAAACGCGCUUCUACAUAUCCACGAGCCUUUCAAAUUAGGUUUCAGGGAUCCAAAGGCAUGCUCAGUGUUGACUAUCGCCUAACGGGAAGAGCUAUCUGUUUAAGACCUUCGAUGAUCAAGUUCAAUGCUCCGGACUCUAGAGUCAUCGAGAUUGCCAGAGCUUUCGACAAACCGGGUCCAUUCUAUCUGAACCGACCUCUCAUUAUGAUCCUUGAGGAAUUGGGUGUACCAUACGAAACAUUCAAGGACUUACAGGAGGCCGCAGUCUCGGAAGCACAAGAAUCCGUCCAGUCCCUUGGACGCGCUGGAAAACUGCUUGAAACAUAUGGCCUUGGGAAUUCGUUCAAAAUGACUUCCGUUAUGCUGAGCUUAGAAAAAUUAGGCGUUCAACCUCCCAUGAAUGAUGAGUUCUUUCAGCGCAUGAUGGAUUUCUCUGUCAAUCAUGUCCUGCGAGAACUCAAGCAUCAUGCUCGGAUUCCGGUGAAGGAUGCAUGGAACCUGGUCGGUGUGGCAGACGUGCAUGGAUUCCUCGAGGAAGGUGAGGUAUUCAUCCACGUCGUGCCCACCAACGGUCAAGCCCCUUUCUACUUUGAAGGUCGUACUCUGGUGACUCGCUCUCCCACGAUUCACCCCGGUGACGUGCAGAUAGCCCGUGCAAUUGGAAGACCUCCUCCAGGAUCUCCUUUUGAGAGGGAAACACUACGCAACUGUGUCGUCUUUUCUAUCAAAGGCAAUAGACCACUCCCAACUUGCCUCGGGGGUGGCGAUCUUGAUGGCGAUAUUUACUGCUGCACAAUGCUUGAGUCUUUGAUGCCCACAAGAACGUACGCACCUGCACAGUAUUCCCCCGCCGAGAAGGUGUUACUGGAUCGUCCAAGUACCAUGGAGGACGUUGCGAACUUCGUGACCGAAUACAUCUACAGUGACAGCCUCGGCUUAAUCGCGAUGCAGUGGCUGAUCAUUGCAGACCAGAGCUCGCUUGGACCACGCGACCCUGACUGUUUACUGCUUUCUGAUCUGCAUAGUAAUGCCGUAGAUUAUCCAAAGAGCGGACGGCCAGUCCCGGUGGACAAAAUUCCGAAGCUGAAACAUCGGGUGCGUCCUGAUUGGAAUGCACCGGAAACACUAGUGGAGGGUUCAAAACUGGCUGAGAAGUUCUACGAGAGUUCGAGAGCGAUCGGUCGGUUGUUUCGAGCAAUCGACUUACCGGCUUCACAAACCGUGCAAACAGCCCAAAGGGCGCAGCGGCGACGUCUCCGGGAAGGAUCUGCUUCCUUGCAAGACAUACUCGAAGGAUUCCAUGCUGCGGAACCCGUCGAAGAUGAUGAGGUCUCAUUGGCGGUAUAUGAACGAGUUACGCAGUUUAUCGCAGUCGGGAGGCACCCUGACGAUAUCAUUGUUGAGCUUUGGGAGCUCUUCGAACAGUAUGCGUCCCAGCUUCGAACUAUUUGUGCAGACCAUACCGUCUCUAAUUCGCGCGACGCCAUGCUUACGGAGGAAGAGGCGGUGGUUGGGACAAUCGUUGCCAAAAGCUCUCAACCAAGAAAACGCAAGGACAACAUGUCAAAGAUGCGUGAACGUACUGCUCCCCUCGUCCAAGGUGUGGGACAGCAAAUCGAAGGAGAUGAAGGAAUACUCCUAGAAAGGUCACUGGAGAGAGCUUGGGUAGCGUUUCGUAUUGCCAACUUGGAGCAAGAUUCGUUUGGAGCAAAGAGCUUUGGUUGGAUCGCACUGGGUGAAAUUUUCGACGCUAUCAAGAAGAUUGAGGAAUCGGAAGGAUAUUUCUGAAAGACUUCGGAUAUGAUUGUACCAAAUGUAUAUUAUACCAUGACCAAAGACUGAUAUGAACUAGGUGACAACUGGAACCGUGUAAGAUAAAAUCACGACUUCGCCCUCCGUUUCUUCUCUUUCUCUAUAACUCGUUUCUUUUCUUCGAGGUUUUGUCGCUACGAAAAAUAAUGAGAGAUGCACAAUCACA
This is a messenger RNA of Somion occarium, 3877 nucleotides long. The record is from the annotation of a GenBank genome assembly. Lineage: Eukaryota; Fungi; Basidiomycota; Agaricomycetes; Polyporales; Cerrenaceae.